Messenger RNA from Helianthus annuus (common sunflower), 1636 nucleotides. RefSeq lists its product as uncharacterized. The transcript has 8 exons. The record is from RefSeq and is a predicted model, not a curated record. The coding region runs from base 591 to 1376 and encodes 261 amino acids. Lineage: Eukaryota; Viridiplantae; Streptophyta; Magnoliopsida; Asterales; Asteraceae.
ACGGUCAGAGAUCGAUAAACCUGUACAGGAGACUGUUAUAAAAAGGCUUCCAACAUGAGAGAGAAACAAACACGUCGUAUGCACAAGAACAACCUCUUCAUCUCCUCUCCAAAAACAGUUUUUAUUUCAUUUCACUAAUUUGUUGAUAAAAUGGAAAUUAAAACCAGGUUUUGAACAUAUUUCGCUCGUACGAACAGAGGAUUUUGUGGAAGUGGAUGCGGUUUUGAGCUUCUUGUUCAUGUUGUCUUCAUCUUCUCUUAAAACAGUUUUUAUUUCACUAAUUCUUCGAUAAAAUGGAGAUUAUAAACAACAGAUUUAUGAGAAUUCGAUAGAUUAUACGAAGUGGAUGCAGUUUUGAGCUUCAUGUUCAUGUUGUCUCCAUCUUCUCUCUAAAACAGUUUUUAUUUCAGUAGUUUUUUAUGAUAAAAUGGAGAUUAUAAAGAGAUUCGGAAGAGGAAUUCGAUAGAUUUGAUGAGUCUGUGGAAGUGGAUGCAGCUAUUAGCUUCCUGUUCUUGUUCUCGAGCUUUUAACUAAUUUAGAUUUGAAAUUGAGAGGAGAAUCGAAGAUAAUUAUAUUAUUAAAGGUGGAAAAUGGAGAAGAAGAAUAAUAAUAAUAAUAACACCAAUACGACGACGUCUUCGUCGUCGGACUUCGUAUUGCAGUGGGGGAAUCGGAAGCGGUUGCGUUGUAUGAAGGUCCAGCAGCAACAAGCUAAGGAUAAAGAAUUGGCUGCGGCGACGGUUUCCGGUACACCGCCGGUGGGUUUACGGUCAAUCACGCCGCGGAUUGAUCGGAGGGCCGUUAGUAACGGUACUAACGGUGCUAGUAACGGGAACGGUCAAGGUUAUAUUAAUCUCCGUCAACGAUCCUCUUCGCCGGCUCAUCGGGUUCUUAGGAAUUCCGAGAAUUCAAUAGCAAUGAAGGGGCAGAGCAGAGGCGUGUGUUCACCGGAGAGAGGGGGUGCGCACGAUAAGAAGACGGUGCACAAUAGCAACAACCACCACCAUAAUAACGGGAAGAAUAAUAAUAAUAACGGUGGUGGGUCGGGGUCAUCGGAAACGGCGCACGAUAGCAAAAAAGGAGGGGCAUCGCCGGUGAAGGAUUCUUUACCGAUCGUGUGGCCACCAAAGUUUGCGAUCGGGUUGACAAACAAGGAGAAAGAAGAAGAUUUCUUGGCAAUUAAAGGGGCUAAACUUCCUCAAAGACCCAAAAAACGAGCAAAGUUUAUCCAACGGACUAUUAAUUUGGUGUGUCCUGGUGGGUGGCUCUGCGAUCUAACUUUGGAACGGUAUGAAGUUAGAGAGAAGAAGAUCACAAAGAAGAGACCGAGAGGAUUAAAGGCUAUGGGAGGCAUGGAAUCUGAGUCGGAAGAGUAAAGGUUUUUGUUUUUCUAUAAUGGAAACAAAUGUGUUCUAGUUGGUUAUAUCUAAUAUCAUUUGGUAUUUUCUUAUUAUCUAUAUAAAUUAAUUAAUUACUAGACAUUUUUUAUUUUUAUUUUUAGGAGGAGAAAUAUUGAGCUUUGUAUUUAGUAUUUUCAUCAAUUUUCUCCCUUUUUUUUACAAGGGUCAUAAAUCAAAUGUAGACAAGUUGAGGUUUUAUUUUAAAUGAAAAUACUUUAUAUAAAUCGCUUAGAAUA